Messenger RNA from Dictyostelium purpureum, 207 nucleotides. RefSeq lists its product as uncharacterized. NCBI's taxonomy places the organism in Eukaryota, Evosea, Eumycetozoa, Dictyosteliales, Dictyosteliaceae. The coding region runs from base 1 to 207 and encodes 68 amino acids. The transcript has a single exon. The record is from RefSeq and is a predicted model, not a curated record.
AUGGCCAAACAUUUUAAUUAUACAUUAAACCCAAAUACAAGAGAUGCAACAUCCAUUCCAAUAAUGAAGUUUAAAGACUGCAUUAAUACACUUCCGUUACCAGUAGCUGAAAAGAAAUUCUUGAGAGUAAUGAUACCCAGACUCGCAAUUACAGGUACUGUACUCGCUCUUGAAAGUUGUCUCAAAAAAUUCAAAACCCCAAACUAA